Messenger RNA from Amblyraja radiata (thorny skate), 3744 nucleotides. It is a transcript of the gene tfap2a, whose product is annotated as transcription factor AP-2 alpha. Gene Ontology annotation, molecular function: DNA-binding transcription factor activity, RNA polymerase II-specific; RNA polymerase II transcription regulatory region sequence-specific DNA binding. Lineage: Eukaryota; Metazoa; Chordata; Chondrichthyes; Rajiformes; Rajidae. The record is from RefSeq and is a predicted model, not a curated record. The transcript is spliced from 8 exons. Bases 1155 to 2660 code for a protein of 501 amino acids. Gene Ontology annotation, cellular component: nucleus. Gene Ontology annotation, biological process: regulation of cell population proliferation; regulation of transcription by RNA polymerase II; anatomical structure development.
AAAAAAAAUGCGUUUCAAUGCCCCGCCGAGGGAACAAAUCUUCUUUACAUCACAUCCAAUGUAAAUCAAAUAUUGCUUAGGAUUUAUUUAAGCAUUAAACAUUAUUCCGCAAAUAGAUGCAGCGAAAACUAAACGAAGCAUUCAGAUAUUCGGCUUGAAAACGCAACAAAAUAAUGCAACCUCGGACUGUUGUGUGCAUACCUAUUGUGUGGCGGCAGCUCCCAUUGUAAACGAUGCAAAAAACGAGGUUUAAGAAAUCCGAUCAUUAGGUUAAUAAAAAUCUGAAAUAUAACUAAUUGAUAAAUCUCGCCGCAAACUUUCGUUUGUAGAUAUUUAAAAUCCAUUAUUUAAAAGGGCGGUUUCGAUAUGGAACUGCAAUCAAAAUUAUAAAAAAAAUUUAGUUAACCACACUAUUGUCAUAAAGCGAUGUAGCGAAUUCAGACGUCGUUGAAAGCUGUGUAAGAUUUUGUAGUAAACUUCAAUGAAUUGAUAUCACAUUAAAAAAACGUGUCCGCCUGUGUUAAUAAACCUUCAUUUAUUUCCCUCCUCUCCAAACCGCCCAAUGAAAACAAUUGAAAUUUGCACAAACAUAUUCUGUUGCCGUUAUGAUUAAAAGAUAUGUGUGAAUAUAUAUAUAUGUGUGUAUGUGUGUAAAAACGACAGUAGACAGACAGUAAGUUGGUAAUGACUAAAGGCCUUGACUAUGCCCGGAUUGAGAAAGUUGAUCUGCAGACUUUGCUAGGUAUUAUUUGGGGGGAGUUGUUUUUUGUAGUUGUACAGCCGGUCAAACGGGUUUAUAGAGCCAGGCUGGAAGACAGCUCAUUCCAGGAGCUGAAUUAGACAGCUCUUGAGUUUCACUUUUCCCCUUGGAACCGAAGUCGUUUUGUUUUUUAAAAAAAGGUUAAAAAAAAAGAAAGCAGAGAAAAGUAUGAAGGAUCGGCGGAAUUUUCAGGCGAAGAGAGUGGACGAUCAAAGCUGAAAUCCGUUUAUUUGGAACUGGCUUCGAGCAGAGUUUAGACAAAAGUGGUGUGUUUUUUUCAGGAUCGCUGUAGGGAGCAGCCUGCGUAGAAUUGCGUGGAAACGAAUGAGGGCUUCGGAGACUCCAUAGUCUCUCUGUUGCUCCCCCUGUCUCUUAACUUUUAACCCGUUGUAAGAUGGACCAGGCUACUAGUGACACAGGCUCAGGGCAGAACACGUCUCCGGAAAAAGAUCUGAAAAGGAAGAGAGCUGAGAACGCGGGUAGCCUCUCCCCAGCCAGGAAGCGAGUGCCCGCCGACAUGCCUUUAGCAUUCUCUGGAUUUUCACACGAAAACGAGGUCUCUCUCUUUUUUCCCCCUGACGAACUCAGAUCAGACUGUCCGCAGAUGUUAGUGCACAGUUUCUCGGCUAUGGACCGCCACGAUGGGACCAGUAAUGGGACUCCACGUUUGCCCCAGUUAGGAACGGUCAGCCAGUCUCCAUAUCCGACUGCCCCGCCGCUGUCUCACACACCUAACACGGAUUUCCAACCACCUUACUUCCCUCCACCGUACCAACCCAUCUACCCGCAGUCGCAGGACCCUUAUUCCCAUGUGAACGACCCCUACUCGCUCAACUCUCUGCACUCGCAGCCGCAGCCGCAGCACCCGACCUGGCCGCAGAGACAGAAUCAAGAGGCGGGCAUCCUGCACCAACAUCGGGCUCUACCGCAGCUGGCCGGCUUAGAUCCACGGAGGGACUAUCGGCGGCCUGAUGUCCUACUCCACAGCACCCACGGACUCGAUUCCGGCCUUGGAGAUUCAUUGCCCAUCCACAGCAUUGCACACUCCAUCGAAGAUGUACAGCAUGUUGAUGAUCAUGGCAUUAACAUCCAGGACCACACCGUCAUUAAAAAAGGUCCCAUGUCCCUAUCCAAGUCUCACAGUGGGGCUAUCACCUCGAUCUCACUUAAUAAGGACGGGCUCUUUGGCGGGGUUGCGAACCCAAACGAAGUGUUCUGUUCAGUUCCGGGUCGCCUCUCCCUCCUCAGUUCAACAUCAAAGUACAAGGUGACGGUGGCGGAAGUGCAGAGACGACUCUCUCCGCCUGAGUGUCUCAAUGCCUCGUUGCUGGGCGGAGUACUUAGGAGGGCGAAAUCUAAAAAUGGAGGACGGUCAUUAAGAGAAAAAUUAGACAAAAUUGGAUUAAAUUUACCAGCCGGUAGACGCAAAGCUGCCAAUGUAACGCUGCUAACAUCACUUGUUGAGGGUGAAGCUGUGCAUCUUGCUCGGGAUUUUGGUUACGUUUGCGAAACGGAAUUUCCAGCCAAAGCAAUAGGCGAGUACGUCAACCGACAGCACUCAGAUCCCAACGCACAAGUGACGCGCAAAAACAUGCUACUGGCAACGAAACAAAUCUGCAAAGAAUUCACAGACUUGCUGACACAGGACCGAUCUCCUUUGGGGAACUCGCGACCUGCCCCGAUCUUGGAACCUGGCAUUCAGAGUUGCCUGACUCACUUCAGUCUAAUCACACACGGCUUCGGCAGUCCGGCUCUGUGCGCUGCUAUAACCGCCUUACAGAACUAUCUUACCGAAGCACUCAAAGCCAUGGACAAAAUGUACAUGAACAAUACUCCUAACAACCACACGGGCGAAAAUCCCAGUAAAAGCGGCGACAAGGACGAAAAACACAGAAAGUAGUCGAAUAGCAAACGCACAACUUCCUAAAAAGGAACAAAACAUUUUAAAAAUUGUCAUAUAGGUGUGACUGUUUCCCCCUCAACCUGGAACUCGGAGUCUGAGUGAGAAGAGAAGGCGAUGAAGAAAUUUGAACUGCUUUUUGGGAGGAAAAAAAACCAGAUCAGAGUUUCUAAAACUUUUUACCGAGUUAAACCUUCAUCCAUCAGACUGCAUCUUGAUUGACAUAUCCCCGUUGUUUAAGUCUGUUAAGAUUGUAGUCACAAUCAUUUAAAGAAGGUAACGAAAGCACAUUUUAUCAGUAUUGUAAGUAAACUCGAGCAGUUCAUGCUGUCAUAACUAUCGUUGUUGAAAACAAAUCCUCUAAGGUAUUGGUCAAUUCCACAACUAUUGCAAGUUGCAGUUCACGAUAUAAUAAGGGAAACAGUGUUCAUGUAUGUAUAUAUUUAUUUAUGUGUAAUUUAAUGGGAAUUGUAAAUAUGGUGCGUCCGUUUAAACCUUUAUUUUAUUUAUCUGGUGAUAUCGUUUAUCUCCUGUUAGUGGGUUUUAAUCUUCAUCAAACACAGUAGAUCUUUCCGUGAUUUUAUGGUACUUAGAAAGAUAUCGGGGGAACCCUGGGAAACACAUUUUAGCUCUCUGUAGCAUGUUGUGGCGAUAAGCAGUUGAACAGAAUCCAAAAGAGAGGGGGGAGAAACGAGUUUUAUAUAAGCAUCGAAUUUAGUUUAUAAUACCACAGAAAUUCGAAUUUAAGAAUAAUACCUACGUUUUUUUUAAUAAAAAGCAUCUGUGAUGUUUUUUUGUGUUUUAAAAUAUCCCAUGUGUUGUGACAAAGGAAUUAUCUGACACUAUGUCUUCUUUCCCUACUGAAAAAAACAGAGCAAUAAACUGAUAUUGUCUAUAGAACGGUUUAGUAUUUUAUUGUUGAUCUGACAGCAUUUGGGACGAGCAGAUAUCUUGUAUGACCGGUGGCUAAAUUGGAAACAGUUUUUAGCUGUAUUAUAUAGAGUUGUGUUGGCAAUAGUUUACAUGCCUGUCGAUGUAUCAUAGUCCUUUGUUACCCAGAAAAAUAAAUAUUUGAUACGCUUUA